Lepisosteus oculatus (spotted gar) is the source of this 1053-nucleotide messenger RNA. NCBI's taxonomy places the organism in Eukaryota, Metazoa, Chordata, Actinopteri, Semionotiformes, Lepisosteidae. The record is from RefSeq and is a predicted model, not a curated record.
UGUCUCUGUGCUGUAGUGUCCAGUCAGUCAGCUGUAGCUCUUCCUCUUACGGACUCCCUCCCUCCUCUCCAGCUCCUCUUCCUGCGCUACCUGUCCCGCCUGUGGCCGGCCUACGGCGCCGGCGUCAGCUACUCCGUGACCUGGUUCUGCUCCUGGUCGCCCUGCUUCCACUGCGCGCUGCGCCUUUCGCAGUUCCUGGGUCGCCACCCCAACCUGCGCCUGCGCAUCUUCGUCGCGCGCCUCUACUUCUGCGAGGAGAACAACGUGGAGCCCGAGGGCCUGAGGACGCUGAAGAGGGCCGGCGUGCACAUCUCUGUCAUGACCUUCAAAGACUAUUUCUACUGCUGGCACAACUUCGUCGCCAGUCGGGAGCGAGUCUUCAAGCCCUGGGAGGGGCUGCACCAGAACUCCGUCCGGCUGUCCAGAAGACUGAACCGCAUCCUGCAGCCCUGCGAUGACAUUGAUGAUUUCAGCGACGCCUUCGCCCUGCUGGGCCUAUGACCAGCCCCUCCCUCUCCACGCCCCGGUGGUCCCGUCCGCUACCUCUCUCUCCGUCGCUCUCCCGACAUUCCGUUACUCCGAAGGCGAGAGGGUGUCGCAGCGUCACUCCGACUCGGCCUCCCUCAGUGUUCAGACGUCGACUGGCCCCACGCGUAGAUGUCAACACACAACUACAGUACGGGUUCAUCUUCCACAUCUCUGCUCUGUCCCCCCUCUCCUCUCUCUCUGCCCUGCUGGGCGUUUAUUCCAGCACGUAGCCUCUUCUCCCGGUCCAGCGAGGCGGGAGACGCAGUUGAGAGAGAGGGGAAUAGGAGUGAAUGUGGGAGGGUGAGCAGAAACAUUCAAACAGGUGCUUUUUCAAUCCCUGUGGAUUUGACUCCUGGGAUUUCCAGUGCUUCACGAAGCAAAAUACAAUGGCAUUAAUAAGAUUUCAUUCUGAUCUGUGCAUCUACUGCUAAAUGAAUAAUUAAAAUAAUUUUAUUCAAAAGUAUUGUUUCUUUUAUUCUCUCUAACGGGUGUAUAUCAUCUCUUCACAUCCUGCUCACAGGCUGG